AUGCUGCCCAAGAGUGACAUCAGGAGCCUGGAGAAGGGACCAUAUUGCUGUAGCAACCAGGAUGCCCUGGGCUUGCGGAAGAAAAGAAUUUUUUUUCCUUUGGCAGCUGUGGCAAGCCCCCUUUUGUGGCAGAAGGACUGCGUGAAGGGUCCUGAGGUGUGGUGUCAGAGUCUUCGGACAGCAUCACAAUGUGGAGCUGUGAAACACUGUCAGCAGACUGUUUGGAGCAAGCCUACUGCAAACAGUAUCCCCUGUGACUUGUGUAAAGAACUUGUAACAGUGGCUGGCAAGGUUUUGAAGGACAAUGGCACAGAGGAAGAGAUCCGUUCUUACUUGGAGAAGACAUGUGAGUUUCUUCCUGACCAAGGCCUUGUCUCUGAGUGCAAAGAAAUUGUGGAUUCCUACCUACCAGUUAUCAUGGAUAUGAUCAAAGAAGAGCUAGAUAAACCUGAAGUAGUAUGCAGUGCCCUUUCAUUGUGCCAGUCCCUUCAGAAGCACCUUGCAGCAAUGAAACUUCAGAAGCAGCUCCAGUCCAAUAAGAUACCAGAGCUGGACUUCUCUGAACUGGCUUCUCCGUUCAUGGCUAACGUGCCUCUUCUCCUUUACCCUCAGGACAAACCCAAGCAAGAGUCUAAGGUGACUGGAGAUGUAUGCAAAGACUGCAUUCAGCUAGUUACUGAUCUUCAAGAAGCUGUGAGGACAAACUCAUCUUUUGUGAAGUCUUUAGUGGCUCAUGCCAAGGAUGAGUGUGACCGUUUGGGACCUGGAAUGUCUGAUAUGUGCAAGAAUUAUAUCUCUGAAUAUUCUGACUUGGCCAUUCAGAUGAUGAUGCACAUGAAGGAUCAGCAACCAAAGGACAUUUGUGCCAUGGUUGGGUUCUGUCCUUCCUUGAAAUCUGUCCCUCUUCAGACGCUAGUGCCGGCUCAAGUGGUUCAUGAAGUAAAAAUGGAAACUGUGGAGAAGACAUCGGUUCAAGAGAAAACAUUUUCUUUGUGUGAAAUAUGUGAGACCAUGGUGAAGGAAGUGACUGGCCUGUUGGAGAGCAACAAGACAGAGGAGGAGAUUGUACAUGAAAUGGAAGUGAUCUGUUACCUGUUCCCAGCAAGUGUCAAGGACCAGUGCAAGGACUUCAUAGACGUCUAUGGCCAGGCUGUGAUUGACAUGCUCUUGGAAGCAACAAAUCCAGAAACUGUGUGCAUUAUGCUGAAGUGCUGUGCAACCAACAAGCCUCCUCAGCCAGUUUUAGUGAAACCUGCAGGUGGCUUCUGUGACGUGUGCAAGAUGGUGGUAGCUUAUGCAGACAAAGAGCUGGAGAAGAAUGCCACCUCAGCUGAAAUUGAGGCAUUGCUGGACAAAGUCUGUCACUUCCUACCGGAAUCUGUCAGUGACCAGUGCGUUCAGUUUGUGGAGCAAUAUGAACCGGUGGUUGUGCAACUCCUGGCACAGAUGAUGGAUCCUACUUUUGUCUGCACUAAACUAGGAGUCUGUGCAUCAGCUAAACAGCCUCUCCUAGGGGAAGAUGCUUGUGUCUGGGGUCCAGGUUACUGGUGUAAGAACAUGGAGACUGCUGCUCAGUGCAGUGCCGUUGAUCACUGCAAACGUCACGUGUGGAACUAGAAGAAGUAUUUCCAGUUUUGAAAGCUUGCUGUGACGCCUGAAAAUGUGGGCUGAGUUGGUGGAGAGAGGUGCAUCUGAAAUAUCCCUCCUCUGCCUUGUUAACAAUUUGACCUUCAAGUUCCUUUAUUGUAACUUUUCUGUAGCAGUGCUGCUGUUGAAGGAUCAGAUCUUCAUUGUUCACUUAAAGAUAUUUCUGAUUGUACAGUUUAACUCAUUAUGCUCCUAAAAAUAGUCAGUGUUGUAGAUUUAAUUGGUAGGCUGAAAUGUUUUUAGGUGCUGAGAAGAAUGGCAGCAAAGGUGAAAUGAGACAAGGCUAUUAUCUUUUAAUUAAAGAAAAGAACAAGACAGUGGCUAAAUUUUCAAGUGUCUUUCUGUAGUCGGCAUUUGGAAGAUCACAUGCUUUGCAUUUUUAACAUCUCUGGAAUACUAACUUACUGUAACUGUAGGGGAACUCUAAGGGGUAAUGUUGAGUCCUUGACUCCCUUUAGCUGGAAUUUUCAAAGCUUUACAAAUGUGGGAGGGGACUUUAUGCGCCCAGCAACUUUCAAAGUAACUGGCACAAAAAAGUGCAUUUGCAUUUGAGUGACCACAUUUAGGACCUGUGGUGGUAUAGCUAAGGAAACCCUUGGUCAACAUUUGAAUCAUGUCUUUUUUCUUUCCUUGGGCCACUUGGUCUAAAUAUGGGUGUUCCACUGUCGGGCCCUGUAGAGACUUUUGGGGCAUGUUGACAUAGUUAGGGAAUGGCUCCCUUUUUUCUUUUAGUGGUUCAAUUCUGCUUAGUCAUGCAGCUAGCCUGGGAGAGGGAGGCUGAAAGGGCUAGUUGAUAAAAGAUGAAGGCAGGGUGGGGAAGGCACUAGGGUCUGUGCAUAUGUCAAAGUUCAGUACAGAAGGCAGCAUGCAUGGAAAAUGGUUUAAUUGUAAACUACACUCUUUUUUUGUUGUUCUGUCAUAGCAUGUUUCAGUCCUAAAACUUUAGAGGAGCUAUAAGGCUUGCUGGCAGGUUCCAUUCCUGCCAUGCAUUUAAACUGUCGCUCCUCCUGAAUAGUGUCAGUGGUUUUUUUUCUCCUGGAGUUUUCAAGCAGCAAUGGGAAUGCAUCUAAGUCACCAUCAGCAGCCUCUGCUUGCUGAAGUACUGUAGUAAGUGCUUGUCAGCUCUGGUGUGCCUGACGACCCUCCUUUAUGCAUGUGCGGUAGAAAGAAUCCCACUAAAAUGGCCCUAACUUCUAUUAUCUGUGCAUCACAGAUUCUCUAUCUAAAGUUUUAACUCUUCCCCUACUAAACCUUCUACUGUACCAGCUUGGCUAUUAGAGUAGUGGAAAGAUGCCCGGGAACUUCUAGGCUUACAGAAGCCUAGAGAAAUGAUGUCUCAAAUUGUUUGCGGUGCCUGAGCGUGUCUUCAUGCCUGUGCGUUGCUGAGCGUAGAACAAGAAGCCUGGUUAUGGAAGACUCUCAUGGCAGGCUGUUACCCAGGGAACAAGUCAGGCCUUUGAGGUGUAGGAGGGCGUUAAGAGUCAUGGUUCUGUGGCUUGCCAUGGACUGUGUAGCUCUAACCAGUGGGAAGUGCUUAAUUCUGAAUGAGGUAACUCCCAAAAUGCAGGCCCCAAAGUAGCUCUGAGAAGACCUUUGGAAAGGACAAAGUGGGCAGAGGUAGAGCUUUGGAAAUUCCAGUCCUAUUCGAAAAGGUGCCAGCAACUGCUUCUCUGUGUGGUGGCUUGGGUGAGGUGGGAGCUCUAGUAAUAAUGCUUUAGGAACAAGCAAACUAAUUUUCAUGGCGUUUAACUCGAAACCACUCAUCUGCAGCUUUUUAUUACUUGUACAUACUAAAUGCCUGGGCAGUGAUGACAGAUCUCAAUACUGGUUUGUCUUUCCUGUUUGUAUUUGUACAGAACUCAAGUGUGCAUAGCUUUUAAAAAAAAAAGUCCCUGUAAAACCUGAAGCUUUCUGUCUUGGCAGGUUUGUGCAGUGGUUCCAGUGGUGUCUCCUAAUCAGGGUAGAUAGGCUAGGUAGACAAUGGGCUCUCUUCAGCAUUGUUGCCCUGGAGGUGUACAGGUGGUGUUACACCACACCAUGUAGUAUGGUCUUCAGUCUUUUAAAGUGGGUGGCAUUCUUUGACAUGGAUUUGUGGGGUUGGGGUGGAGUUGACCCUUGCUCUUGUAGGUGGGCAAAGUUUUAAUUUUCUUGGUUUUUAGUAUUGAACAGUUUGUGUUGGCAACCUCUAGGGCAAGGUGAAUUGGGGAAGCCCUGUGCCGAUGCAGGGAAUCUCUUUAGUUUUCUCACUUCCCGUGGAAUGUUGCACCUGACCUGCUUGAGUUGUGUGGGGGGAUAUGUGGUUGCUUUAAAGAAUUUUUUUGCACAAAGGCUUCUUUAAUGAACAAUAAACUUCUGUAAACCAA
This is a messenger RNA of Struthio camelus australis, 4010 nucleotides long. Lineage: Eukaryota; Metazoa; Chordata; Aves; Struthioniformes; Struthionidae. The record is from RefSeq and is a predicted model, not a curated record.